Messenger RNA from Exophiala dermatitidis NIH/UT8656, 2922 nucleotides. RefSeq lists its product as uncharacterized. The transcript has 2 exons. Bases 1 to 2922 code for a protein of 973 amino acids. The record is from RefSeq and is a predicted model, not a curated record. NCBI's taxonomy places the organism in Eukaryota, Fungi, Ascomycota, Eurotiomycetes, Chaetothyriales, Herpotrichiellaceae.
AUGAAGAUGAAGAUCAAGGGCUGGCCUCCAGGCUUUGUCCUGUACUUCGUCGUGAACCUGUGCCUUCUCGCUGCUCUCCUUGAGGCUGGUCCUGUCAGCAGAAGCCCGACCUCCGUGGUCACAGUUUUGCCCGCUGUCGUGGCCUCCACCGCUUUGUACCCGGUUCCAACCCUGUCUGCGAAGCCAGCGGAUCAACAAGAUAGAUUCAUGGUGACUCCUCGAGAGGCUACUGUGACUAUCCGAGAUAACAACAACGACGAAGUCCAGCCGCACGAUUGGGCCUUGGUCUGUGGCAAGGAUACGGAUCGAAAGCUCACCAUGACCUGUCAGAAAGCACCCCUGAGCUACUACUGCUCGGGCAAAGGCUCUGUGGUCGUGAAAGGCCGAGACGAUGACGUUUGUUCCAGCGCUUGUCGUUGCGUGAACCUCUAUCCGUCUAUGUCCAAUUGUGUGUUGUCAUACAUACUCGCCAAUUGCUACCUUGCUCGGGAUGGUACUGUCUACGACAGCCAAAAGCAGGUCGUUGGUCAUCUUAAUCAGGCAUUCAUUGCACCCAACGGCUCUAUCAUCCUCACUGGAUCGUCCACGGAUUCUGUCCCCCAGCUUGAGGCUGCUGCGGGUUCUGUCGAUGCGAUAGAUCCUGCACCAGCAAUCAUCGAGCGAGAGACAGAUGAGGCAUUACACGAUUGGGCUUUGGUCUGUUACAAUAUGGAACGCACAGCCGCAUGUGCCAAAGCUCCAUACAAAUACACCUGUAACCACAAAGGCAAAUUGAGCUACCACGAGUCACAGAUGUUCUGUGAAAUCGCAUGCGAGUGUCGCGACCUCAAUCCACCUCAACGAUGCAUCCUCAAACUUAAUCUUGUCACCUGCACCAACAAGGACGGUGUCGUCUAUGAUGAUGCUGGCCGGAUGAUUGGCACUGCAGCAGACGCCAAACUGCUUGCCAAUGGUACUUUGGACUUCAGCAGUACAGCCUCGUCGCAAGCAAUCAACGGUGACAGCGAAAUAAAUGACACCCUGUCAGUGGCUGUACCUGCACCAGUCAAGCGUGACUCGGCAGCAGCGGAUCAUUCAUAUGCCCUUGUUUGUGGAAACAAGUCUUGGACCCAGCUUUGCCAAAAGAGCAAAUAUGGAUAUUACUGCAACGGCAAUGGCGCACUCCGCAACAAGGGAAAAGAAGUCUCUUUCUGUGAGGUAUCUUGCGAAUGCAUCGACUUGGAUCCAACCCCCCGAUGCAUCAUCAAUCCAGCUUUCGCCAUUACCUGUCUUGUGAAGGGUCAAGCGGUUUAUGGUGAAGACGGCCAGCUCAUCGGUAAUGUUACGGAAGCUUUCAUUCAUCCCAAUGGCACUAUGGAUUUCACUCCAUUGUCAAUCACCUCCAGAGACAUGGACCGCCCUGACAAAUGGGCUUUACUAUGUCACCAUCAACGUCAUACCGAUACUUGUCACGGCUCAUAUGGCUACUCCUGCAAUGGGCACAACAUAACGUUCAAGACACAGGAUUCUGUCUGUGACAACUUCUGCACUUGUUCAAACCCCAAUGACAUGCAUCAAUGUAUCGAUACCUCUGGAGGUCACACUCGUUGCCACAUUGAUGACGAUGACAAGGUCUAUAAGGUGAAUGGAACGCUGAUGGGACCCCUCCUUGGAAAUCUUGAGAAUGCAAUUGUACAACAAGAUUCCACUAUCGACUUUUCUGCACUGUCCACCCAGAGUCUCUCACUGGAUUCUUCAACAUCAGUGGCGGGCCAAAACGACAGCGGGGACGUCUCAUCCGUCAUCAAGCGUGAAGCAGACGCCGACAUGGAUCAUUGGAUGUUGUACUGCAUCUCAAAGGAGCAUACUAAGACCUGUCGCUCUCCGCCAAUCAGUUAUACAUGCCAUAUGGGACUUGUCGAACACAAGAAUAAUGCAGAUGACUUUGUUUGUGAUCGGAUCUGUACUUGCAUCGAUAACUACCCGUCACAACAAUGCAUUCCCACCAAGAGUUUUGUCGCUGAAUGUCCGGUCAAGGAUAACAUGGUAUUCCAUCCUAAUGGAACAGUCCUGGGUAAGCUCACAGAUGCCUAUGUCCAUGCCAACGGCACUCUAGACUUCUCGAGGCCAGCUAUGGAGCAGGAUCUGUCGCCACGCUUUUUGCUUGAUCAGAUGCACUGUAAUGGAGAUGAUGGACAGCCAAGCGGUUCUCUGACCCAGUACUGUGGCCAGCAUGGGUACUCGUGCGCGCAUGAUCCCAGUAACUUGCUAUCAUAUUUGCAACAUGGCUCUGAAGUCUUGGAUCAAUGUUCGAACGACUGUCACUGUCUCAGACCGUUUGCAGGAGCAGCCAAAGUUGAAUCUCUUUCAGAGGCUACGGCGGAUGGAGAUGCCACCUCAAAGCUUCCAGAAAAUGAGCGACGUCAUCCCGCUGGCAUCAACAAGCGUUCUCGAUCAAUCCUACAGCUCAUGGCUACUGGAGCAAUGACAGAUUCAACCCUUAUUGCCCCACCCAGCGGUAUAUCGAAGAACCAGUCUUCGGAUGUGUACCAGCUCAACUGUGGUAAUCGCGAGGAUGGUCCUGUCUUUUGCUCAAGCAGUAGCCUGGGUUACUUUUGCCUGGCAAAUGCAACUCUGGUUCGAAAUUCUACCGACGAGAAUACAGGCGUGACUUGGUGCGACUACUACUGCAAAUGCAUUUUCCGCCAUCCGGUCCCUUGCGUUAACGAAUGGAACAUUCCUCUCUGCCAGGAAUUCUGGGAUGGCACUGUUCGUGACGCAUCGAAUUACUCGACUGUUCUUGGUGCCAUCGACGACUCCUGGGUAAUGCCGAAUGGCUCUCUCCUGGUCGAUCGCGGUACCCCGUAUGUUUGGCAGAACAACGGCACCAACAGCACGAAUGCCACUGCAGCCGGUGUACCGACCUCGACUGGUGGUUACUGA